GUCUUAUUUAAAAAUUUAUGUAUAUUUUGAUCAAUACUAUUUAUCAGCAAAGCACUCAAAGCUGUUUUUUGUUUUUUUUUGGUUUUCUUAAUUAAUUAAUUAUUUAUUUAUUUUAGAGUUUAGACUUUAGAUUCUAUAAAAUUAAUUUAAAAAAACAUGAAGAGGAUAAAAAAAAAAAAAGCGGGGGACCGUCUCGACCGGUCUUGAUGCUCGGCUGACCGAGUCAACUCGACCAGGAGAAGGGAAGAGAAGGGAGCAGGAAGGAGCCUAAGGGUCCGACGCGGCGGCAGCUCUCACACGCCGGAGAGCUUUUACCCAUCGUUACCUGUAGCUUCAUCGCUGGUUUCUGAAGGGUAUCAGUGGCAUUGCCUCUCAGUGACUAUGAUUUACACAGCAAUUGACACGUUCUACCUGACGGAUGAGCAACUAAAGAACACUCCUUCUAGAAAGGAUGGUGUGGAUGAAGAGAUUGAAACAGUCCUUAGAAUCUAUGGUUGUGAUCUCAUCCAGGAGAGUGGCAUUUUACUCAGACUACCUCAAGCUGUAAUGGCCACUGGCCAGGUUUUAUUCCAUCGUUUCUACUGCAAGAAGUCAUUCGCUCGAUUCAAUGUGAAGAGAAUUGCUGCAAGUUGUGUUUGGCUUGCAUCAAAACUGGAGGAAAGCCCUAGAAAAGCCAGACAAGUGCUCAUUGUUUUCCACAGGAUGGAAUGUAGGAGGGAGAACUUACCCAUUGAGCAUUUGGACCCAUUUUCGAAGAAAUAUUCAGAGUUGAAGGCUGAUUUGAUAAGAACAGAAAGGCAUUUAUUGAAAGAAAUGGGAUUUAUAUGCCACGUUGAGCAUCCUCAUAAAUUCAUCUCAAACUACCUUGCAACCCUUGAGACACCCCCAGAAUUGAGACAAGAAGCAUGGAAUUUAGCUAAUGAUAGUUUGCGUACAACUUUGUGCGUGCGAUUCAAGAGUGAGGUUGUGGCUUGUGGAGUUGUGUAUGCUGCUGCUCGUAGGUUCCAAGUACCCCUUCCAGAAAAUCCACCUUGGUGGAAGGCAUUUGAUGCUGAAAAAUCUGGGAUUGAUGAAGUUUGUAGGGUUUUGGCCCACCUUUACAGCCUUCCCAAGGCACAAUAUAUAUCAGUUUGUAAGGAUGGUGAUGCGAUUACAUCUUCAAAUAAGUUGUGGGAUACACAGUCUCAGCCGACUCCAAAGUUCACUGAGUGGCCAACCUGCUGUAAGUGAUACCACCACUCCAAAUGCAGUGUCCACAGCUGCAAAUUCAGAAUCCUGCAGUUCCAAAGAUGCGAAAAUAAAAGCAGCCCUGGACAAGCUGAAGGAGUCUAAGAAGAGUGAUGAUGACUCCAAGAGCAUGCCUAUUGAGGCAGAGGCACGAGAAGAGCCUUUGGCAAAAUCCAAGCCGGACCACAAAACUGAUGGGAGUGGGGAACGGAGCAAACAAAGAGAAAGAGAGAGGGAGAGAGACAAGGAGAGGUUAAAAGCCCGUGAACGUGACAGGGGUAGGGAUUCUGACAGGGAGCGUGAUCGAGAUGAAACUGAAAGGGACAGAGAUAAGGUCAAGGAUAGAGGUCAUCGUUCCAAGGACAAAGGAAAAGACUCAGGUUGGUCCUUGAAUUUAUUUUACUGGAAACAAUUGAAAUUUUGAAAUCCAUUGCAUCAUUUUAUUUUGGAUGAUUUUGCCCUAGUUUUUCGCUUAAAAUCCAUAAAUAAGUUCACAUAAUCUGAUGCUGUGAAUUUAGGUGGGCAUUUGGAGAAAUCGAGGCAUCACUCUUCUCGAGGUAUAGAUCUAAAUUUCCCUUUUAAACUUCCUAGUUGCAUGUAGUUUUUAAUAUGGCUUUCUAUAUUGUGAUUGUUUUUUUGGGUAGAUCGUGAGUAUCACAGCUCUUAUUCUUCGAGGGAGAAAGAUCGCCAUAGGCAUCAUUCCUAUGCUUGAAGCCAUCUUUGAAGUUGUGGUUGGCUUUGUAGUUCCUCAGGCUUUGGCAGCCCGUAAUACUUUAUAUGUAUAAUAUAUCUUGGGUGAUUAGGAAUGUUUAGCCCAAGAAGAGAAAUCGCUCACCAAAACCCACAACAUCAACAAGUGUUCCUUAGGAUUUGAGAUGUAAAUUAUUUUUGUCAAAAUGUAAUGAUGAUAAUGAAGAGUUAUGAUGUAUAACCCAGUUUUU
Malania oleifera is the source of this 2168-nucleotide messenger RNA. RefSeq names its product cyclin-L1-1. Lineage: Eukaryota; Viridiplantae; Streptophyta; Magnoliopsida; Santalales; Ximeniaceae. Gene Ontology annotation, biological process: regulation of transcription by RNA polymerase II. Gene Ontology annotation, molecular function: cyclin-dependent protein serine/threonine kinase regulator activity. The transcript has 7 exons. The coding region runs from base 382 to 1230 and encodes 282 amino acids. The record is from RefSeq and is a predicted model, not a curated record. Gene Ontology annotation, cellular component: nucleus.